AACGGAACAUAUAGUGAAAUAUCGAUUUUAUCAUUCCACUUUGAGAGCUACGAUUUACAAAAACCAAAUGCUUUUGACUUAAUUAAUGGAUUAGCACCAAAUUGGCUCAUUUGAAUUCCCUGCUGUUUAUACGUUGAGAGUUUAUAUUAAAAAGAUUAAAAGAAACAUCAUGUCCAUCAUCUUGUAAUUUAGUACGUUUUUAAUACACUCGGACACAUUUCAUUCGAAUGUUCAGAAUAUUUUCGGUUUUCCUUGUUAAUAACUAUUUUUACAAUCCAAAAAAAUUUCAAUUAGAAUACCAUUCGAGAGCACGGUGUUGACACGGUGACGGCGAACAGAUGAAAUCUCAUGCGAUGAUUUUUCUAAUGGGAAUUAUGAAAAUGAUUAUAUAUAUGUAUUGGGCAACAUCGUCCCAGUUAUUUCGUAUAUUCUUCUAUUUCCUUCCCAAAAUUACUUUUCGCACUUAGACGUCUCGACAGCGUUACGCUUUUGAUUUCGAAUUUGUCGGUGUGCUGCUUUUUGAGCUGUCUAUAAAUAAAAUAUGCGAUUGGAAAAUGUGGAUCAAAUACUGAUGAUAUCGUGUGUGCGCCACACCAGAUGAUUUGUAUUGGAGCCAAUGCACUGGCCAUGUGAAGUGCCUCAAAUACAUUUAUUUUGCUCUCUGGCAUUUCGUUUCACUUGCCCGAUCGGUUUUCAAGCGUUUUCGUCCAUUCACCUAAUGGAUUCAGGCAAUUUAUAGCCAUAACACCGUUUUCAACCGAUGAAAAUGAGUUUCGAAACUCGAACCAAAAUCAAUCGCUUGGCGCUGAUUUGUCCGGUUGUGAGUACUUUUGAACAGAUGUAAUGAAAGUGAAAUCGUUUUGCAAUGAUAUUUCAACGGGAAGAUUCCGUUGGUCGUCUCUCUGUGUCGAGUUGUCAAAGGGUUGAAAUAAUUCAAAUCCAGUUUGAUUCAAAUGAAAAAUCGCCAUCUUUUUCAACCGACACAUUUUUUUGCGGAGAAUAUUUUUCUUCUUGCCAUCAAGAAGAUCCAAUAAAAAGUGUCAGUCAUUACGUGGCUUGUGAAAUUUAUAACAAAAGCGCGUAUACGUGACAUAAACAAUAACGCAAAGCUAUGCCAUAUUACUUAUAGUUGGGUAGCGGCAUGAGAAUCUGAAUCAAAAUCCCAAUAUAUAUUCAUUUUUCUUUCUUCGAUAAUUCGUUUGCUCAAUUCAACGUCCCAUUGCUUGUUGCUACUGACGCCGCCGCUGCUGCCGUUGCUCGUUUCGAAUCGUAUUGCGAUAGAGGCCUGUGCAUAUGGUUGUCUGUGUGUAUUUGCCGUACACAUGAAGCAUAGCGGUAGCAUGUUAAUGCCAAGCAUAAACAGUUCAUUAAGAUCCACGCUCGUGUAAGGCUCGAUUGAAUUAUGAGCAUCGUCCCGCGUUAACCGUUUCGUUUGAUUGACGUCGACCGACGAUAUUCAUUUUUGUUUUUGUUUUGUUAAAUUCUUAUUCUGCUCUUUUUUCUCAUCGCCAUUCCAUUCAUAGAAUUUCAACGACAUUAUUCGAAUGUGACAGUUUUUCUCGGCGAUAUGUUCACAAUGAAAGUCGUGUUGCCAUCCUAUCGAUCGGUCAAACCGACACCAACCAUUCAAAAACUCGUGUAAAGUGUGCCCAAAAAAAGGAGAAUAAAAGAAAAAUUGAAAGAAAAAGAAGCGAAAAAUAAUAAUCCGAGUAGUGAAAUUCUAAGAAACAGCUGACAAAAUGCUGUUUUCAAAUCAAGUCGAUCGCUUCAAACAAAAUGUUGUGAUAAUAUUCUUAGUUUUAGUGGUGUAUGCUCCAAAUGUGUUGUUGCACAACGAUGAAAUCGCAUCGAAUGCGAUUGAUCAGUCAAAACAAAAUGCUUCGGUGAAAAAAGAAAUGCCAUUUGUAGAAUACUAUAUCGAACACAAUGUUAGUCAACGUGAUGCCAAGCGGAGCUUCUUCGAAAUCGGCAUUAAAUUAUUGGACGAGCAAAUUCCAUGGAUUCCACAUUCGUGCUAUGUUGGUGAGCGGUGUCGAGCGAGCGUCGGUUCCUGCAUCAACUACACCGAAAUUCGGGAAUGCUGCUGCGAUCGAGUACUUGCCAAACGAUGGAAAACUAUUUACUCGAGCGGUACGAUGACGGCAGUGAAUGUGUUCACUCAGCUGAUUUGCGGGAUUUUUUUCUUCGCAUUACGGUCAUUCUAUUGAAUGGUGUUCGUAAACAAAGCAGCCAAUUGAAGUCAUUGAGCAGUUGUUUUCUUUCGCGCCAGAAGGAUAGGUUACCACUUGGAUUAAAUAAAUACAUCGUGAAAAAAGUUCCAGGAACGAAAACGAAAACUAAAUUAAAUCAUGUUUUAUAGAAUUUGUACAUUGGUCUCGUAUUGAUAAUUGCCUAUAAUAUUUCGUAAUGCUGCGAAACAAAAUCGAAAUUUUUUUUCUAGCAAUAAAUGUGUAUAAAAACAAGCGCUUUUGAUUUAAGAAUCGAUGUAAACGAAAUCAAUGAUAUGUGUUGUCUGUGGAGAUAAAUAAAAUCUUUUAAAAAGAAAAGAAAUUCGUUUUUUUUUAGUCAAAACAAUCGCUCUUCUUUCCAGGGAAAAUGAAUAUUCUGUUCAAUGUUU
Molecule: messenger RNA, 2617 nt
Organism: Sitodiplosis mosellana (orange wheat blossom midge)
Lineage: Eukaryota; Metazoa; Arthropoda; Insecta; Diptera; Cecidomyiidae
Exons: 3
Coding region: 1740-2207 (155 amino acids)
Source: RefSeq, a predicted model, not a curated record